AUGUCUCCACUCCAGCUGGAUCCAGCAGCUCUGGCCAAGCUGCCGCCAGGAGAUCUCAGUGAGAAUAUUGGACAUCGUGUCAUGAAUCUCGCUAUCGCAUUUCUCGUCCUGCAGUCUGUUUUUGUCGUGCUGUUCUACAUUUCGCGAUACCUCAACAAGAUGCUCAAUGGAUGGGAGUGUUGGCUCUUCAUGCCAUUGGCAUACAUAUUCUGCACGGCUUUGUGUAUAUGUGGAGUCCUAGCCGUGAAGAUCGGCGGAGAAGGCCGACAUAUCGCAGCUGUUCUGUUAGAAGACCCGAAUAUCGUCACAAACCGGAUCAAGAUCGACAAGGCGGUAGAGUACAUCGACCUUGCGGCUAUUACCAGUGCCAAACUCGCCAUUCUAUGUCUGUACAUCCGGAUCUUAUCCUUAUGGCGCAGCUAUCGGAUCGCGAUAUACCUCACUGGCACGAUCAUUGUCUUGACCUGGAUUGCGGCAAUAUUGCUUAGCACAACAAUUUGCCACCCGUAUUCAUAUCAGUGGGACCCUACGAUCGAGGGCGGUCAUUGCGGAGACAUGAUAAGAGCAUACCAGUUCAUCUGUGUUCCGAACAUCCUCACAGAUUUCAUAAUGCUACUUAUACCUCUUCCUGCAGUCUACAAAUUGCAUGUCCAGUUGCCUGCCAAGAUUGGUAUUUUCGCUACGUUCCUGACCGGAUCUGUUGGAAUUGUCACCUCGGUCCUCCGAAUGCUAUCCUUCCUCAACGACGCCCAGCUGCUUAACGACUUAACCUACAACUCCAUUCCCACUUUCAUCUUUACCAUCAUAGAAGCUGGUGUCUACUUGAUAGCGGCCUGCAUGCUCAGCCUUCGUCCUCUCAAACGCCACAUUUUCAAGGACAAAAGCUUCACCAAAUGGGUUGGGUCUUAUCUGGAUAGAUUCUCCAGAGGUAGCUCGCAAGGCUCGAUCUCGUUUGGCGGGCUCAAAUAGGGUAGGGUGCCGAGAAGCACCUCGAAUCAAAUGGACUCGCGAGAACGGAAUGCACAGAGUCUGGAGCCGAAGACCAUUGCUACGACACAUUUGAAAGAAGAUGGUUCUCCCAGGUCGGAAGAUCGGCACGGGUUGGUGUCUUCGACAUGGGAAGGCCGUGAGACUGUGUGAUAGUUAGGUUACAUAUCUCAAGGGUUUUGGAAAGGGUCUAUGAGAUCAUAUGCAUUGGCUUGUUCAUCGAGCUACAAGUGUUCACAGCGAUAAAGAUAUCAUUCUACAUCCACAGCUGUGUAGAAGUCAACGUUAUCAGACUUCAAGGUAUCGAAAGCGUGGGUCCGUACCUUCGCGUGACUGCAACCAAAACACAAUGGUAAUACAGUGGGGCAUAGAAUGCAACAUAUGCGUUACACAGGCUGCGCCCCGUCAACCCAGAGAAGUACAUAGGUUUAUGAGAACUGCUGAUCUGUGCAUCGAAGACUCUUAUAGCUGGCGUAC
Molecule: messenger RNA, 1464 nt
Organism: Mytilinidion resinicola
Lineage: Eukaryota; Fungi; Ascomycota; Dothideomycetes; Mytilinidiales; Mytilinidiaceae
Exons: 3
Coding region: 1-969 (322 amino acids)
Source: RefSeq, a predicted model, not a curated record